AUGAUCCUAGGGAAACACAAGGUUGAGAACAAUGUCAACUCUAUAUUCUCGCCGUUGACCUUCCACGUUGUACUGGGCAUGAUGGCAGCCGAGUCCAAUAACCCGAUGCGAGACGGAAUCCUCUCUUACCUCAAGUCUAACUCCAUUGAUGAACUCAAUUACGUUUGUUCUUUGUUUGUCAAUUUUAUACUGCUCGACGACAGCCUCACGGGCGGCCCUAUCUUGUCAACUGCUAAUGGGAUUUGGAGCAAUUCGCCUCCGCAUCCUGAUUACCCUAACAUUUUGCAAAGUGUUUAUAAAGCUCAAUUUCAUCUAGCCGAUUUUGUAAACUCGGUCGACAAGGUGACUCGAGAAGUGAACGAAUGGGUUGGAAACGAAACAAAAGGACUUGUAAAUAACAUUCUUCCACAUGACAUUGUUGAUAAAUACACAAGGUUGAUUCUCGCAAACGCUCUCUAUUUCAACGGAGUAUGGGAAUCCAAGUUCAACACGUCGUUGACAAAAGAGCGCGACUUUUACCUUUUAAAUGGCGAGAAAAUCAAAGCUGAGUUCAUGACCAGCAAGAAUGAUCAACGUGUAAGUGAAUAUGACGGUUUCAAAGCGAUGUGCUUUGAAUACAGACACGGAAACGAUAGGAAUAGACACUUCUCCAUGUACAUAUAUCUCCCCAAUGCCGUAGAUGGGUUGUCGGGUUUGGUGGACAAAAUUAGUUCGGAUCAUGAAUUCUUAGAGCGUCACAAGACGGCCUAUUUGCCUGUCCAAGUUGACCGUUUUCUGAUUCCAAAGUUCAACAUAUCCUUUGGAUUUGAGGCCACAGAGAUUCUAAAGAAUACGGGCUUGAUUUUCCCUCCUCCCGAGCCCCGAGUUUUCCACAAGGAACAGAAGCUACUGUAUACUGACGAUACACCUCCUCCUAGGCCAAAGAAGAUAGUAGACUUCGUUGCUGAUCAUCCAUUCGUUUUCUUCAUCAAAGAAGAAAAGAGUGGGGUGGUUCUAUUCAUGGGCAGCGUACUUAAUCCUAUUGUUUGA
Oldenlandia corymbosa var. corymbosa is the source of this 1029-nucleotide messenger RNA. The record is from the annotation of a GenBank genome assembly. Lineage: Eukaryota; Viridiplantae; Streptophyta; Magnoliopsida; Gentianales; Rubiaceae.